Danio rerio (zebrafish) is the source of this 2958-nucleotide messenger RNA. It is a transcript of the gene tmem63a, whose product is annotated as transmembrane protein 63A. The record is from RefSeq and is marked provisional. Gene Ontology annotation, molecular function: calcium-activated cation channel activity. Gene Ontology annotation, biological process: monoatomic cation transmembrane transport. Gene Ontology annotation, cellular component: membrane. Lineage: Eukaryota; Metazoa; Chordata; Actinopteri; Cypriniformes; Danionidae.
GUGUAGUUAAACUUAGCUGACAGCCCAACCGGUUCUGCACAGUCCUCUCGCGGAAAACAAAUCCACCGAGAUGUCCUCCUGGUGGGGGCAGCUCUCUGAGUCGGUGAAUAACAGCACUGUUCGUCUGGACAACACUAGCUGCUUCAGUUCCACGCAGAGCACCGUACUGAAGGGAGUGAAUUUUGGAGGAAUUCCUGUCGUUCUGCUGCUUGACUUUACAGUCUUCAUAUUGCUGCUUUCGAUCUUCACUCUGAUCAGAAGAAAACUGUGGGAUUAUGGGAGACUCGCUCUUGUUGCGGAGACUGAUGUGUUUGGCGAUGGUAGAAAACGGCGUUACAGUAGAUUGACGUCAUCCAUGUCUGUUGAGGAGCCUGAAUAUGAAAAGGGUUGUUGCUCCUGGCUCACGUUUAUCGUCAAUAUGGAUGAGACUUUGGUGCAGGAGAGAUGUGGUGUGGACGCAGUACAUUAUCUGUCCUUUCAGAAGCAUCUGGUCACUCUGCUCUUGAUCAUCUGUGUGCUGUCUGUGUCCAUCAUCCUGCCAGUCAAUCUAUCCGGGGAUCUGCUGGGCACUGAUCCCUACAAUUUUGGACGGACCACCAUAGGGAAUCUUCAGCAUGAUGAUAAGCUGCUUUGGCUGCACACUGUGUUUGCAGUUCUGUAUCUGAUGAUCACGGUGUUCCUGCUGAGGCGCUACACCUCGAAAAUGAAGGGAACCAAGAGAGAGAUUGUCAGAAACACCCUGUUUGUGAGGCCUUUACCCAGAACAUCCACUGAUGACAGUAUAAAAACUCACUUUAUGGAGGCCUACCCGUCAUGUCACGUGACUAGUGUUAACUUGUGCUAUGAUGUUGCCAAACUGAUUGAUGUGAACAAAAAUAGAAAACGGGCUGAAAAGAACCUGCGGCAUUAUAAUAGGAUACUGCAGCAACUGGGACGACGUGAGCUUAUUAACCCUCGUCCAUGCAGCCAUUUAUGCUGCUGCUGCCAACGCUGUCAGGGUUGUGAAGAGGUUGACGCUAUAGAGUUCUACAGCUCACAAGAAGCUGCUUUACAUGAAGAGGAAGUGAGACUGAAGCAGGGAGAGCUGCAUCCCCUGGGCAUGGCUUUCGUCACCCUGCAAAAUGAGUAUAUGGCCACUUAUAUUCUGAAAGAUUUCAACGCUCUUGAGUGUGGAGGCGGAGCCAGGGGUGUGGUUGGAGAAGAAAUGAGCAGGGGGAUUAAAUGUGGGUGUGGCCGGGAGCCUCAGCCGUCCACUAGAAGUGCAGAGCUGGGGGUGCCGAAAUGGAAAGUGAAUUAUGCAUCUCACCCGCAUAAUAUCUACUGGGAGAAUUUAUCAGUUCGUGGCUGGCGUUGGUUGCUGCGCUGUGUGUUGCUGAAUACCGCACUCUUCGUCCUCCUGUUCUUCCUCACAACGCCCUCCAUCAUCAUCAGCACCAUGGACAAGUUUAACGUCACCAUGCCCAUUUACUAUCUCAAUAGUCCCAUUAUCAGCCAGUUCUUCCCCACUCUGAUGCUGUGGACUUUCUCUGCCCUGUUGCCCACUAUAGUCUAUUACUCUACACUGGGAGAAGCUCAUUGGACCAGGUCCAGUGAGAAUAUGAGCAUGAUGUACAAACUGUACACCUUCCUGAUCUUCAUGGUGUUGAUUUUGCCAUCGCUGGGCCUCACCAGUUUGGCCGUGUUUUUCCGCUGGUUGUUUGAUAAGCAGUCUGAAGGCCAGCUGAGGUUUGAGUGUGUGUUUCUAGCUGAUCAGGGUGCGUUCUUUGUGAAUUAUGUGAUCGCGGCGGCUCUGGUGGGCUCUGGUAUGGAGCUGCUGCGGUUGCCAGGUUUACUGCUCUACAUUGUGCGUUUGGCACUUGCAAGUUCAGCUGCUGAGAGGAAAUAUGUUAAACAGAAUCAAGCGUACGAGUUUCAAUACGGCGCGAUGUAUGGAUGGACUCUGUGUGUGUUCACGGUCAUCAUGGCAUACAGCAUCGUCUGUCCUCUCAUCGUCCCCUUCGGUCUGCUGUAUCUGCUGCUGAAACACCUGGUGGACAAACACAACUUGUAUUUCGCUUACCUGCCUGCCCGCCUUGAUCGCCAGGUUCACCUGGGAGCUGUCAAUCAAGCACUGGCUGCACCAAUCAUAUGUCUGAUCUGGCUUUAUUUCUUCUCUGUGCUCAGGACAGGCUUCAUGACGGGCACCUCAUUGUUCACGCUAGUGGUUUUGUGCAUUACCGUCUUUAUCUGCAUAAGUUACACCUGCUUUGGACACUUCAAAUACCUCAGUCCACACAACUACAAUGUUAAAGAGGAAGAUGAAGAUGCUGAUAUAGUUUCAGAGAACUCAUCCGGAUUGGUUUAUCUUCCUAAAGUGUUGAACCCUGAUGCAUCGUUUGAGUCUUCAGACGAGUGCAGCCCUAGUCAUUCAUACGGGACGACAGACAUAAGUCCACAAUUCAUAGGGACUGAGGAAAGCUCUCCAGACUCGGAUAUAUAGCAGCAAUAAUCAGGCGGCGUAUCGGACAAUCGCUGGUCUGGAGGAAACAGUUAUUCGCAGAUUUAGGAGCUGGAGAGGUCAGUUUGGAGACGGAGGGGGAUUGACUGAAAAAGAUUCUGAAGGGAAAUAACACUCAUGUUUUUCAUGAACACUGAAAGACCAGAGGAACAAUAAUCAUAACCUGCCAUAUAACAAAUAUUAAGGAUUUUUCGGGGGAAUCAGUACUUUAUAACCAAAGAAUUGCCAGUUCAAGACACAGUCCAAACAUUUCUGCAUUGCAGAAGCAGCUUUGCCAGUGAGCGCUUUCCAAAUAGCACAAAUAUAACAUCAAAAAUUAUUUGAACACUUGAUGCUUGUGCCUUGUUGGAGACAACUUAACACACUUUAUAACUGUACGUUUUUGUGUGUGUGAUGCAUUGGGAUUUUUUUAAAGCCAAGUUUUAUACAGAUGUGUUAAUAUAUUGAUAUUAACAAACAGA